AUGGGACCUCGAGGCCGAAAUCCUGGCCGCGACAUACCAACGGAGAACACAGUCCUCGACUCGGGAACGGACACUGUCGAUCGGUGGAGGCGUGCUGCGCGUAGUCUGGCGUAUGCCAAAUGGAGAGAGCGCUUGCUGGAGGAGCUCUGCCGAAUUUCGGCCACUCGUCAGCGCACGCUCGAGGCACUGGUACUUGUGCUGGAGGCAUGGUCGGACCGGCGAUACGGUGAGCUCUCCUUUCGCCUCACCCAGGUCCUUUCGGGGCAUGGAUGCUUCGGGAGGUAUCUGUGGAGAGUCUGCGGAAGGGAGCCACAUCCGGGCUGCCACCAGUGCGGGCACCCGGACGAUGACGCUCAGCACGCGCUAGAAGCGUGCCCACGGUGGGAGCAUCCGCGGCGAAACCUCGUCGCGGUGUUGGGGCAGGACCUCUCUUUGCGGGCUGUCGUCGCCCGUAUGGUAGAGGACCGGAGUUCGUGGGAGGCCAUGGCCGGUUUCUGUGACUUGGUCAUGGUGUUUCGUGAGGCUGAGGAGUGCGAAAGGGAAUGGGAUCCCUCUUCGGCUCCUCAGCGCAGAAGGCGGGAUGGACGGCGCGUGCGAGAGGCCGCCGCUCAGCCCUCGUAG
Molecule: messenger RNA, 621 nt
Organism: Bombyx mandarina (wild silkworm)
Lineage: Eukaryota; Metazoa; Arthropoda; Insecta; Lepidoptera; Bombycidae
Source: RefSeq, a predicted model, not a curated record